GCCGCAGGGGGCGCUGCGUCCGGCUUCGGCCGCGCAGGGAAAAAAACCCCCAAACACCUCCUUUCGCUACGCAUGCGCUCUCGCUCGCUCUCGCUCUCUUUCCCCCAACUCCGGUCGCGCAAGGAAAGCGUCUUCCCCACCCCUUUCUCCCUCCCACCCUCCCUCGAAAGCCCCGGCUCUGCGCAUGCGCGCCCCUCGCUGCUCACUGCUGGCCGCUCGCUCGACGCCUCCGCAACCGGGUGAACGUUGCUCUUCCAGCCAGUCCGACAGUUACCCUCAAGCGAGAGAUGAUGGAAGGAACCUCUCUGCCUCAGCUCUUCCUUUGUGGCAAGCCAGUUGUGUAAAAGAACGCACUUGUGGCAUGGGACAGUGAGAACGUUGAACACAGCCCCAGGAGCCAUUCGGCUGAGCACAGCCAGUUCUUGGUCUUACCUUCCAGCUCGUGUGGCUUGCACCUCUCUACUCAAGAAUUCCCAGAUUGGAAGAUGGAGUCCCGCCAGCCAGUCCCUCUUCUCCCUGAGCAGACCUUUGACCGGGAGGUCAAGCAAAACAUGGCUGAGCUUUCUCUCUGGACCGUCGUGGCUGCCAUCCAAGCAGUGGAGAGGAAAGUUGACGCUCAUGCCAGCCGGUUGCUGAAUCUGGAGCGCCGCGUGAUGACCAACGAAAAGAAAUACGUGGAUUGUGAGAACGCCGUGGUGGACUUCGGUAACCAGAUGGAGUGCAAAUUGACCGCUCUGGGCACCUUGAUCCAGGAAUAUGGGCUGCUCCAGAGGAGGCUGGAGAACAUGGAGAACCUCUUGAAGAACCAGAACUUCUGGAUCCUCAGACUUCCCCCAGGAUCCAAGGGAGAAACGCCCAAGGUGCCCAUGACUUUUGAAGACAACACUGUCUAUUUCUCGGAGCAGGAGUGGGGCAACCUGGAGGAAUGGCAGAAGGAACUCUACAAGAACGUGAUGAAGAGUAACUACGAGUCACUGGUCUCCUUGGACUAUGCCAUCGCUAAACCGGAUCUCCUGUCCCGGAUCGAACAAGGGGAACGUCCCUGUGCUGAAGAAGAGGAGGCAGCCACGAUAGACAGGGUGAUACCUUCAGAACCCAGCCCAGAAAUCCUGGUUUUUAGACCCUGUCUCUCCUCCCCAGUGGAAGAAGGGGGUCACGCACAAGGAGGUCGAGAAGGGGAACAUGGGGAAGGACGGAGGGUCCCACAAGCCUCCGGCAUUGAUGACGAAGUCGCUCAGACAUCCUUCAGAUCCCAAGGGAAGCGAGAUUUGGAUCGGAACGUGGAGGCCCCAGAGCUCUCGGACAAAGGCGAGAUGCAUGUCCCGCCGAGCAUGGAUGACGGGCUGGCCUUCAAAGCCGAGGUGCUCCAAGCUCAGCGAGCGUUGUGCGAAAGCUUGGGGCUCAAGUGCACGGAUGAGACGCUCCUCCACGCUCACCCCCAAGCAGCCUCCAUCGGCAGCCGGUACUUUGUACAACAGCGAAGACACGCUGAGAAUCCUGGACAGGAAGAAGAGGCCUUGACUGGAGAAGGUGGCUUCGGUGGUCCUGAUGCCCUGAUGGACUCGCGUGACCGCCCAGAGGACAAAAUGUUCGCUUGCCCAGACUGCGGGAAACGUUUCCGCCUUUACAAGAGCCUCAUGUGCCACCAGAAAAGCCACACCGCUGCACCGGCGUCCUGUGAAAAGAGCUUCACCUACAAGCAGCAGUUCACACUCCACCAGCACAUCCACACUGGGGGUGGAGGGUACACCUCGGUGGCCUGCGAAGAGACCUUCAAGCAAAGCCAUAAUUUGAAGCCCCUUCCUCGGGGGCCAGGAGCAGACAAGCCGUAUGGUGGCGCCAAGUGUGUGAAGACCUUCAAUGUCAAGUCAUCCUAUCGGCAGCACCCCAAGAGCCACGGGCGUGAACGGCCGUACCGCUGCAGCCGGUGCCCGGAGAGUUUCUCCCAAAAGAAGAGCCUUGUCACGCACCAGCGGCUGCACUCCGGGCGCGGUGGAAGCUCCCUGGCCUGCCUUUACUGCGGCAAGAACUUUAGCCACCCCUCGGACCUGGUCCGGCACCAGCGAAUCCACACUGGAGAGAGGCCCUACCGUUGUGAUGAGUGUGAUAAAAGCUUCACCCAGAAGCAACAUCUUCUCCAGCACCAGAAAAUCCACCUGCGUGAGCAGAACAGGCUGAUGGGUACGGCUGUCCGGGAAGCCCUGCUGGAUGCCAUCUUCAUUUACCCGGAGUUCAGAUUCCCGGAGACGUUAGCACUCCGUUGUAGUGAGGACAUUUUUUUUACUGCAGAAUUUUGGAGUUUUGUCAAAUCCCUUGACAUCAAAUCUCAGCAAAGGAUUGUCGAUGAUCCCCAGCAUGGUUUCUCAAGAACUUCCCUCACGACAAAUCGCAUCUUAAUCAAAACGGAGCCAGAGGACGACUCUGCAGCCCACGAGACCUGGAUGAUGGCGGGAGAGACAUUUGUGGAAAGAAUUAUAAAGAAAGAAGAGGACUUCGAUUCCUGUAUGUGGCCGAGGGACUCUCCAGGAGAGACGGCCGACUUCAGUGCCAACGAGGGCAGUCCGGCCGAAGAAGCAGCCGCCAAUGUCCGCUGGCAGUGUCAGAUUGGCCACCAAGAGCUCCCGCAAAGUUACAGAAGCCUCACCCCUUCAAGGCGAAAUCUCUCCUCACCACUUGUGAACGGGAGCCCUCUGAUGCCCCCUCAAGAGACGGGACAGCCAUCAGCCGGACUGCCAGGAGAGGAGCUGUGGGCUUGUCCUCUGUGCCACCAACGCUUCCGGCUCCACGGCCACCUACUGCUCCAUCAGAACACCCACCGGGAAGCACCUGCCGAGCCCGUCCCUAAGGAUUCCCUGAGCUGCCCCUACUGUCCCCGGCGUUUUGGGCGCUCAGAUCACCUGCUACGUCACCAGAUGAGCCAUACGGGCGCCCGGCCUCACCAAUGCCCAGCAUGCGAGAAGAGCUUCACGGACAAAAGCAAGCUGACCAAUCACUUUCGGACCCACACAGGAGAACGCCCCUUCCACUGCACAGAUUGUGGGAAGCACUUCGUCCGGCGGCAUCACCUGGCCAAACACCAGCGCACCCACACACGGGAGCGGCCCCACCAGUGCCCGCUCUGCCCGAAGAGUUUCAUGCAGAAGCACCACCUGCAGAAGCACCUCCGCACCCACACAGGAGAGAAGCCCUACAAGUGUGGCCUGUGCCCCAAGGCUUUCGCCUGCAAGCAGCGCCUUCUGCAGCACAGCUGCGCCUUGCCUCCGCUGCUUUGCGCAAACCCGAAAAGCGAACUACGGGUGCAAGCGAGCCUCAGGGUUGGCCUCCCUUCUGCCUUGAGAGACUUCAAACCGGCGUGGGAUGGGGAAAUGAAGGUCAGGAACUCGGAAACAUCUGCUGGAUCUGCCAUGUCUGCAGGAGAAGCCCAGGAGGCCGCAAUGGAUCCCCCCAAUGCCCAAUUGCUCCAUCUGGAGCAGAGGAUGGUGGCGGCCGAGCAGAAGUGGAUGGGCUGCGAGAAAGCCGUGAUGGAAAUGGGGAGCCAGCUGGAGAGCAAAUUGGCCGUAUUGGGGACCAUCUUGGAGGAAAACAGCCUGUUGCAGCGGAGGUUGGAGAACCUUGAGAGCCUGAUGAAGAACCGGAACUUCUGGAUCUUGCGAUUUCCUCCAGGAUUUAAAGGAGAAGUCCCUAAGGUGCCCUUGAACUUCAGUGAUGCUUCGGUCCAUUUCAAUGAGCAGGAAUGGAGGAACCUAGAAGAGUGGCAGAGAGAGCUUUAUAGAACUGUCAUGAGGAGCAACUAUGACAUGCUGGUCUCAUUGGAUCAUGCCAUUUCCAAGCCUGAUAUCCUAUCCCAGAUGGACCAAGGGGAGGAAGUGCACAUGGAGGAGUCAGAAGUCUUGGAGAAUAGGGAAAUGCCUAAAGAUCCCAGCUGCACAGCUUCCCCGGUUGAUGUGGCAGAGGUUUCUUCUGGAGAUGGAGAGGCCGAGGAAGAAACUAACCUGUUUGUUGAUGUAGCAGAUGCUUCUUCUGGGGAUGGAGAGGCUGAGGAAGAAACAAACCUGUUUGUUGAUGUAGCAGAUGCUUCCUCUGGUGAUGGAGAAGCGGAGGAAGAAAGUAGUUUGUUUGUUGAUCAAGAGAAUUGCUAUGAAAUGAGUUUCAUUGAUAGCGCUGGCCUUGAAUAUCAGAUUGUUCGUCAUAAUAUCAAGGAAGAAAAAGAAGAACUGCAUAUUAAGGAGGAACCAUGGUCUCCUGGAAGCCCCAGCAGUGAUGAAUAUCCACCUGUUGCAGUCACCAUUAAACAAGAAGAGGAGUUGUGUGUCGAGGAUCAGGAGGGUUUGGCUUCACUUGACAAGAUGAGUGCAAAAAGAAAGAGUUAUUCCGUCGAGUUCAAGAAAGGAAUCGUGGAAGACUCUUGGGGCAGGAAUCUUACGGCUUUCUGCAAUGAGAAGAAGUUGGAUCUCCGAAUGGUCCGAAAAUGGCGAGCAGAAUACAAUAACCUCAGUCAACAGUUGGACAAAGGAAAUGCUAAGAAGCGCAAGUGUGGAUCAGGUCGGCAGCCAUUAUUUCCUGAACUGGAAGAUAUCAUCUAUGAAUGGGUUGCUGACAGGAGAGCAAAGGCUUUGGUUGUGCAUAGAGCUGAUAUUCAAGCAUUUGCCCUUGUAAUGGCACCACAGUUAGAAAUAUCUCCAGAAGAAUUUAAAGCAUCACCACGCUGGCUCAAUGACUUCCUUCAGCGAUAUGAACUGUCUCUAAGAUCGACAACACUGUUCAGGCUGGAAGAUACUGAACUUAUUAAACGUGCACUUGCAUUCAAGUCCUUUGUUGAUGGCAUUGAUUUUUCUAAAUAUCAACUCUCCAACAUGAUUGCUAUGGAUGAAACUGCAGUGAUUAUGGGCCAAGGAUCUCAAACGACAAUUGAUCAGAGGGGUGCCUCAUCAAUCUACAUUCCCUCCACUGGUUACGAAAGUGCACGUGUUACCUGUAUUUUGGCAAUUUGUCUGAAUGGAAAGAAAGCACCACCUCUAAUCAUCACUAAGGGGAAGAGAAAUAAGAUUGAACAUGUUUCAGGCAUUUAUGUUCUUGAAACUGAAAAAGCCUGGUGCACACAAGCAGUUAUAAGGAAGUGGGUCGAUUUAAUGCUGCCACUUGUUUUGCGAGAUGGCCAAAGAGGUCUGCUAGUCUGGGAUUCAGCCAGCACUCAUCGCGCUAAAGACAUGAAAAACUUCCUUGCAGAGAGAAGAAUAGAUCAAAUAAUGAUUCCCGCAGGAAUGACUGCUUAUCUCCAGACUCUUGAGAUUGCAAUAAACAAGCCAUUCAAGGACCAUUUGCACAUGGAAAUCAAUGAAUACAUUGAAAAUAGAAUGGAAAGAAAUCAGUGUGGAAACUUUGUGAAGCCUAGCCUGCCAGAGAUUGUGACUUGGGUGAAGAAUUCCUGGGAUAAAAUCACUGACAGCUGUGUUGCCAAUGCACUACGAGCAGGCUAUAUGGACAAGAAGUGCUCAUUUAAGGAGAGCUCUAUUGCUGGACAUGAAAGAUUGGGGCCAAUAGUUCUACAGGAAAUGGAGUCACAAGAAAUUCAGGCUGGAAUUCGAGGUUUGGAGAGUUAUGACGAUGUUCCAGAAGAAGAUGACAUGACUGUAUUUGAAUCUGGGCACCCAGUGCUACUACAAUCCGUUGAAGAAGAAGAGGGACAGAAGACUCCAACAUCCUUGGUGGCCUGUAGGAAUGCUCUUCUUCAUGAUGCCACAGAUGACCCUGAGCAGAAAGAAGCAUAUGCAAAAGGAUGCCUUGUUCAGUGUGGCAGAUGCACGAAGAACUCUGCGCACCAGGAGACUUUGACUGAUCACCAGUAUAGCCGUAAACGAAAAUUCCAGUGCACAGAAUGCAACAGGAGUUUUGCUUUUGAGGGACAGCUGUCCCAACACUUGCUAAUACAUGUACCUGGGACACAGUUCCAUUGUACUGAAUGUAAUUUGUGUUUUUCGAGCCAAAAGGCGCUUACUGUGCAUGAGCGUGUUCAUGCAGUGGAUUGGCCGCUGCACUGUUCUGCAUGCAACAGGACAUUUUUGGACACAGCAGCAUUUGACCAACACCAGCUAUCUCAUGCUCCAGGCCAGGUUUGCCGGUGUGUGGAGUGCAGUGUUUACUUUACCGAUCCAGCAGCUUUGGCAGAACACAAACGAAUGCACUCAGAAGACUGGCCUUUCCGGUGUGCUCAGUGUGACCGAACUUUUGUCCAUGAGGGCUUAUUGUUGGAACACCUUCAGAAUCAUAGCCGGACAAGGAGUCGCCGCUGCCAUAUCUGUGGCUCAUGGCUAUCCUACAAGGGAUUGCUGAAGCAUACUGGGGCCCAGUUGUAUCACUGCAAGAAGUGUAAUACUUCUUGCCAGGUUCAGGGGUCUGACUCAGUGACUAUGAGUGUUAAAAAUACAAAGAAGCCAGGCAAAGCUAGUUCUUAGCCCUCAGGCUGUAUCCCGAGUCAGAUGCAAAGAUUAUUUUUGGUGAUAGCAUGGAAGUCUUCCUAAUUCUCGAGGAUUAGGCAACAUUGGAUUGGUCCAGAAAGGAUGUUGUUGCUGUGGAAUAAGACCUCCUGUUCCUAUUAGCAAUUAGUGCUUCUUUAAUUUCUUACCUGCAGUCUCCUAAUCUCUAUUCCCUCAGUACAUCCAGAUUUGAUUUUUCUUGUGAUCAGGUGGGCAGUUUUCUUCUUUUGACAUUGAAUAAGUGUCGGAAAUUGCAAUCUCUUGCAUUGUGUGAGGGCUGCUUUGCUAUCUGUAAAAUAGGUUUGCUUCUUAGGCAUGCAUAGGAGAGGAGCUUGUGGCAAUUGGAUUGCUAUUUUUACCAUCCACUUAUCCAAAUCACUUUUUCAUUUUCAUUCUCAAGUCCCUCUCUGUAGAGAAUUCUUAUCACUUAUCUGUCUGGACUUUCUCAUGAUAGAUACAUACCAUAGAUACCAUAGUCACUGUAAAAAGAAUAUUCAGAAAAGUUUCACAAUGGUCAGGCAGUAAAUGGUUGAAAAAUAAACUGCAAGCUAAAUCUGGAUAUAUAAUCUCUGAAAUAUUUUCUGAUUUCGCUAUUGCACAUUUAUACUCAGUAUUCUUCCUAUGCUAUGUUUCAGCUUUACUUGGUCUGAGCUUUUCCAUGUGUUAGACAACAGCAAAAUGGGCUGGAUGUAUGUGAUGUAAUCCAACAUAUCCUGAGGAUUUCAGGUUGCAGAAGGUGGCUUUAUUUUUUUACUCCACAUCAGGAAGAAUAUAUUAGUGUUUUCACUUCUGGAGUUGCUAUAUAUAUAUUUUUUCCUGAAGCAGUCACUAAGAGGUUUCAAUGCGUUGUAUGCUAAAAGAUUAUCCUGUGUGCUCAUGAUUUCCCAUGAUUUCCUUUGCUCUUAAUUCAUUAAUUUUCCUAAAGGCUGUUCCUCAUUUGAGAAAUAUCCCAAACCAUACUUUUUCCAGGUUGAUUGAUUCGAUUGAAGAAGCUGCUUUAUAAUAAGGAGGAAAUCAGUCAACUUGCCUCCAUCAAGUACUUCAUCGCUUUUGUGAGUGUUUUUAAUAUUUGCUUCGUCAUUAAAUGGUUACUUCCGUCCAAAAUAUUGGAUUUGGAUUUUGUGGUAUUUUUACAUAUCUUCCUAAUUUAGAACUUUAUUUUUAGUCCUAUGGCCUGUUCAAGAUGCUAAACUUACUGGCUUCAAAUUCUGUUGGGGUUCUGCCAAUAAAAUCUUAGCAGAGUUUGUAUUAUCAACUGCUGUAGUCUCUGCUGGGUAUCAGCAAUGCUGGCAGAUUAGUCCCUUCUGAGAUUUUUGUGGUUUUUUGUUUUGUUUUUUAAUUUUGUCGGGUGAUGGACAUAUUAUCCCCAAGCAUGUUUAAACUCAGUUAUUGAUGAUUGGCCCACUACAUCUGCUGGUAAUCGGUUCCGAGCUUCCACUAUUUCUCUGGAUUAAUUCUUUCUAACAUUAUUUUUGAACUUCCCUCCUGUAUGCCCUUGUGUUCUUGGUUUUUACUUAAUAUUGUAUCCCCUUUCUCUUUUGUCUUCCAGGCUGUACUAGUUUUUUUGUCCCUCAGACCCUGCAACAUUUUUCUUUUGUUACAGUGGCAUUCUAAAGUGGCCACGUGCUAACAAGAUGUUUCAGAAUAAAAAUUCUUUUAUUCUUC
Ahaetulla prasina is the source of this 8138-nucleotide messenger RNA. RefSeq lists its product as uncharacterized. NCBI's taxonomy places the organism in Eukaryota, Metazoa, Chordata, Lepidosauria, Squamata, Colubridae. The transcript is spliced from 20 exons. The record is from RefSeq and is a predicted model, not a curated record. Gene Ontology annotation, molecular function: DNA-binding transcription repressor activity, RNA polymerase II-specific; nucleic acid binding. Bases 486 to 6452 code for a protein of 1988 amino acids. Gene Ontology annotation, biological process: negative regulation of transcription by RNA polymerase II.